Molecule: messenger RNA, 4346 nt
Organism: Onychostoma macrolepis
Lineage: Eukaryota; Metazoa; Chordata; Actinopteri; Cypriniformes; Cyprinidae
Gene: fam120c
Product: family with sequence similarity 120 member C
Exons: 17
Coding region: 788-4036 (1082 amino acids)
Cellular component (GO): nucleus
Source: RefSeq, a predicted model, not a curated record
UUUCUGUCGGUCCGCGGGGAAGUCGCAAGAUGGCCGACGUCGCAUGAAAGUAUGUUCCUCUCCUCAACAUGAAGUCGUGAGUGAGACAGAGAGCGAGGGAGCUUACGUCGGGCUUUUGUUUUUGUUUUAUUUUAGUUGUUUUACUUUAUUUUCCCCUUAAUUAUUCAUCUCAUUCCGAAUCGCGGCAGCCCCCGAUUUGUCUCGACUCGUUGACGCGUCAAUCACGCCGGGAUCUUGGCUAACUGGCUAACUGCGCGAGCUAGUUUGUUAGCCACAAACUGUAGCUCUUAUAACUGUUAACCAUCACAGGAUAUACUGUAUUCACUAGCAGCUAGAGUUAGUUUGAAUCACCUAACGGUCAUGUUGUAUAUCAACGGCGUAGUUGUUGUUUAGUUUGCAGCUAGAAAGGUUACAAAUAGGAUUAUACUUUGAUGUUACUAACACUGUCGACAUCAUAACUGUAGCGUGCGCGCCGUUAUCCUCCAUCGUUACGUUGUAGACCGUGCAAUAUUGUAAUUGAUCAAAACAUAGAGACUGUAGCGGGAUUAAACUAUUGACACAGUAAGGAAUGGACACAGAUUGCAUUUACACGACCAAACGUAAAAAAUAGCCACGCGUAUCUGGAAUUUUACAGGGGGUCGGUUGGCACUUGCAUUUGUGGCAUAAUUUACCAGACAUUUCAGCUCUUUAGUUAUCCAACUACAACCGGACAGAUCUAGUUCUGAGCACACAACCUAGAAAUCAACUUCUUAACAAGGUUCAUCCAUCUCAAGCGCUUAGACACAAUAUGGGAGUGCAAGGGUUUCAGGAGUAUUUGGAGAAACGCUGCCCUGGGGCGGCAGUUCCAGUAGAUCUUCUCAAGCUCGCGCGAACCGCAGGCCGUCAGCCCCCACACCACCACCACCACCACCAUCAUCACCACCACCACCACCAUCCCCAUCAUCCCAGCUCGCUGCCUCCGCCUCCCCCGCCAGCGCGCAUUCUGGUUGACGCAGACUCUGGCCUUCAGCGGCUCUACGGGGGCUACCAGACCGACUGGGUUUGUGGAGGCGAGUGGAAUGCAAUGCUCGGCUAUCUGGCGGCGCUCUCCCAGGCCUGUUUGUACCAAGGAGGACUGGAGCUGGUGGUGGUUUUUAACGGCACGCUUGGGAAGGAUCGCUGGCCGGAGUGGGCGCGGCGGGCGCAGGGGCAGCGACAGACCGCACAGCUCAUCGUCAACCACGUCGGAAGCAAGGCGACGCCCCCUCCGCGGGCCUGGUUUCUGCCCCCGGCCUGCCUGAGCCACUGUGUCCGCCUCGCCAUGUUCCGAUUCCGCGUGCGGGUGGUGCAGACCCUGGAGGACCACCAUCAGGAGGUGCUAUCCCUGUACAGAGACUAUGGUUUUCAGGGUCUGAUUGCACAGGACUCAGAGUUUGCGCUAUGCAACGUUCCAGCCUAUUUCAGCUCCCACGCUCUCAAGCUCUCCUGGAAUGGCAAGAAUCUGACCACUCACCAGUACCUGCUAUCAGAGGCGGCUCGCCAGCUUGGCCUCAAGACCCAGCACCUGCCCAUCUUUGCUGCUCUUCUUGGUAACCAUAUUCUGCCAGAUGAAGACUUGGCUGCCUUUCAUUGGAGUCUGCUAGGCCCAGAACACCCUCUUGCCUCCCUAAAGGUAAGGGCUCAUCAGUUAGUGCUCCCUCCAUGUGAGGUUGUUAUUAAGGCUGUAUCUGAGUAUGUGGCAUCCAUCAAAGAUCUUGGGAAUUUAGAUUCGGUGGCCAAGGAUGUUUUCAAGCAGUCACAGUCACGAACUGAAGAUAAAAUUGAGAGGUUUAAGAAGGCAGUGGAAUACUUUUCAGCGGCCAGUAAACCAAGACCUCUCUCCAUGGGACCUUCUCCUUACCUCUUUCCAGGCUUUGGGCCUAGUCAGUUUAGCGGACCUCCAGGCCACAUGGGGGCAAUGCAACCUGUAAAAGCUCAGUUUGGUCCACCCCAGGUGUCAGGUGUUAAGGUGCCUUAUCCAGGUGGGCUCUACGGACCCAGCCCUGCCACUGGUCCAGCCCUUUUAUGCCAGAACCCAACUCAGCCUCUGCAGGACUGUAAUGACUCACCAGUUGGGAAAAUGGGCUUUGCUGAUUGGUCUGCUCCAUAUGAUUCCUCUCAAGGUGGCAACCGACAGCCCAAUCAUCACACUGCUGCUCCUACAGGCCCCUCCCCCUCAUCAUCGUCGUCUUCAGAUGGGGAGGAGCAAAAUGACACCAGCACUAAUCAUUUGGCUGACAAGUCUACAAGAUGGGAAGAUCCCAGUGGACGGGGUGGCAGUGGCUCUGGGGAUGGGCACCAUGGUAACGGAAGUGGGCCGUCCAUUCCAUCAUUGCUGUCCAUGCCAACGCGAAGUCACAUGGACAUCACAACUCCACCCCUUCCACAGGUCAGUGCCGAGGUGCUGAGAGUGGCAGAACACAGACACAGAAGAGGACUCAUGUAUCCACAGAUCUACCACAUCCUGACCAAGGGGGAGAUGAAGAUGCCAGUGUGUAUAGAGGAUGAGUGCAACCCCGACCUGCCUCCUGCUUCUCUACUUUUCCGUUCUGCCCGCCAGUAUGCCUACGGGGUGCUGUUCAGCUUGGCUGAGACCCAGCGGAGGCUGGAGAGACUGGCCAUGCGCAAGCGUAGUCCAGUUGACGUGCCUCCGGUGAUUGUAAAGGAGUGGUGUGCCAGUAAAGCUAAAUCUGCCCUGACCCCAGAGCUCGUCCCAGCCCUGUGUUUCCGUGAGUGGACGUGUCCCAACCUGAGGCGGUUGUGGCUGGGCAGAGCGUCUGAGGACCGUAGCCGCCGUACACGAGCCUUCCUAGCCUGCAUGCGCUCUGACUGCCCUGCCCUGCUCAACCCGACCUGUGUGCCAUCUCACCUGCUGCUCAUGUGCUGCGUGCUCAGGUAUAUGAUGCAGUGGCCGGGGGGUCGCAUUCUUCAGCGCCAUGAGCUUGAUGCCUUUUUGGCUCAAGCUGUGUCCAACCAGCUCUAUGAGCCUGACCAACUUCAGGAACUCAAGGUGGAGAAGGUGGAUAACCGUGGGGUGCAGCUGGCCUCUCUGUUCAUGAGUGGAGUGGACACUGCCCUGUUUGUGAAUGAUGUAUGUGGACAGCCCUUGCCAUGGGACCACUGCUGCCCUUGGGGCUUUUUCGAUGGGAAGUUGUUCCAGAGCAAGCUAGCUAAAGCCACCAGAGACAGAGCCUCCUUACUUGAUAUGUGUGAAGGCCAGGAGGAGCUGGUUUCGAGAGUGGAGAAGAUGCGCCAGGCCAUUCUGGAAGGCAUCAACCUGUCCCGGCCGCCUCCCCCACCUCCACCACUGCCACCCCCUGCAUUCCUCCCCCCUGCCAUGGUGCCCCCUUUCUACCCCAUGCAUCCUCUAUACCCUCCUCGCCCCCUGGGCUCAAUGCCUCCUCCUCCUCACCAUCACCACCAGCACCGGCCCAGGGCCUUCCCAGGAAUCCAGUCUAUACCUCCCCAGGGUGGCAAGCUGGAAAUAGCUGGCAUGGUUGUUGGUCAGUGGGCUGGGAACAAACCAGUCCGUGGCAGAGUCAAUAUGCAGGUGGUGUCAGUAGGAGGGAAAGGAAGGGGUAAAGAAUUGACAGUGAAAGGAAGGGGAGGGAAGAAAGUGACCACCAACAGAACACAGACUCUGUCCUCUUCACCACCCUCCUCCAGCCCACCAAAGCUCACCGAGGACGCUAAAGCGGUGGGGCGGCCCACGGAGGGAACGGGGACCGCGUCGCAGCAGCUGAAUGGCAGCUCUUCAGGAAGCGCCACUGGUCAAGCUCUUGACCUGCCACCACUGGCCCAGCCAAUCCAGUGUGCCUUAGCCAGCAGAGACAACCAGUCAGGAGAUGGGGUGGAGGUAGAGGCUCCUUGUUGCCUUGACGACUGCCCAUCAGAUGGUGCACUACAGAAAGAGGACAUGUGCCCCCAAGACCGUCAAGUCGAGACAUCCAUUUGUAGGCAACACAUUCUGUCGUCUGUUCUUGGAAAACCGAUCCGUUCAUCAACACAAACGCAUUGAUGCAUGCAUCAAGAUCUCCAAAAGCUCCAAAAAACUUGUGAAGUGAAGGGUAAAGUUCAUUAUUAUUAUUGCUGUUAUGGUUAUGAUCGUUAUUAACAAUUUCUCAUUUUUAGUAUAAAGAAAGCACCUGAUUGUUUUGGAAAGAAACUUUUUCUUUUUAAUUUGUCUUGCUGUUGUGGUCUGAUUUCACAGUGGAUUGGGGAGAAAGCCAAAAGGCUCAGAAAGAGAGAGAGAGUCAAAGUUGGCAGUCAUGUUUGUAUGGUUGGGAAAUGACUUACAGUGCUGAAAUAAAAUUUAUUCUUUUAGUAAA